This is a messenger RNA of Betta splendens (Siamese fighting fish), 2272 nucleotides long. RefSeq names its product calcium binding and coiled-coil domain 1b (gene calcoco1b). The transcript has 13 exons. The record is from RefSeq and is a predicted model, not a curated record. The coding region runs from base 16 to 1830 and encodes 604 amino acids. Lineage: Eukaryota; Metazoa; Chordata; Actinopteri; Anabantiformes; Osphronemidae.
UCAAGCUGUGCGUGUAUGAACUGCAUCUCCCAUGAAUCCCUCACCAUCACUAAUCUUACUGGGGCUCCACAUGGUUCAGGAGACAUUGUGAAACUCCCGCACCUGACAGCAUUGCUUAUCAUUGAUGCACAGCUCAGUUUGAAGAAGCAGCAGGAAAAACAAACCAGCAUCUUAUUACUUCUUCAGCAAAAACAGACUGAAACCCGACCGCGUCCCGCUGCAUCCACGGACCCUCUCCCCGCGACCAUGGAAAAACCCUUCACGGCGGUGUUUCGAAACGUGGGGCAGCUCUACUUCCCCCAGACCCGCGUGGAGUGUCACUACAGUCUGAGCCCCGAGCAUCAGUGGAGCAGCAGCGACUGGGUCGGGAUCUUCGAGGUGGGAUGGUCCUCAGUCAAAGAGUACUACACAUACACCUGGGCUGUGGUCCCUGAAGGCUACGCCGUGGGGGCCGGUGUUGACUGCUGUGUGCUGUUCCACGCACGCUACCUGCCUCGGCCCAGCGCCGCGGAGUACCAGUUCGUGUACGUGAACGCCGCGGGGGAGGCGUGCGCGCGCAGUCGCACCUUCACCUUCUGCGCCCCCAAACCUCUGGAGGAGCUGGAGACGCUGAAGGAGGAGCGGGACGAGGAGGACGGGGAGGAGGAGCUGCUGCUCGUCGUCCCCAGGGCUCAGCUGCUGCAGAGCCGACUGGAGGACUGCCUCCACAGACAGGGCCUCCUGCAGCAGGCUCUGGACGCGGCUCGACAGGAGGCCGCCGGCGAGAGAGAGAGCGGCGCCGGCGCGCGGGCGGAGUGGGAGAGAGAGAGACGGGCGAUGCGGGAGGAGAGAGACGAGCUGCGGGACAAGCUGAGGCAGAGCUGCGACAGGUUGAAGCGCGUGGAGGGUCAGCAUAAGGAUGUGAAGUACAGUCAGGAAAGUCUGACGUCCGAGGUGGCGAAGCUCGCGGCGGAGAAGUCGGAGAGUCAGCAGCGAAUCCAGCUCCUGGAGGAGGAGGUGAAGCUCGUGACCGAGAGGGAGAAGGAGGGAGCCCUGGAGGUGGAGAGGCUGAAGGAGAGAGCGAAGAAGACCGCCGCUCAAAUGAAGCACGACGAGGACAAGAGGAAGUGUCUGCAGGCGGAGAACGAGGCCGCGCUGCAGGAGGCGCGGCGGCUGCGCGAGCGCCAGGAGGCCGGCGAGCUGGCGGCCGACGCCCUGCGCCGGGAGCUGAGGGAGCUGGGCGUGCGCCAGGGCCGGAGCCACGCCGAGCUGCACCAGGCGCGCAUGCAGGUGGCCCAGCUCACGCUGCAGCUGUCCGAGGAGAACCUGGGCCUGCGGGAGGAGCGCGCCGCCUGGGCGCUGGAGAGAGAGGCCCACAAGCAGGCGCUGGACGCGGAGAAGAAGAAAGUCCAGGAGCUGAGCUGCGAGGUGCAGAGGAAGGAGGAGUGGCUGCAGGAGGAGAGGACGGAGAGGGAGAAGCUGGAGGCGGAGCUCGCCAGGGAGCGCGACUGCAGUCGAGAGCUGCUGAGCGAGCUGAACGGCAACCUGAGGACGGCCCACGCCAAGAGGGAGGAGCAGCAGCGGGAGAAGGAGGACCUGCUGAACUACAUCUGUGAGCUGGAGCAGAGGCUGGGGGUUGUUCCCGGAGAAAACUCCAAUGGAGACGUUCCCGCGACGGCCUCUGCCCUCGAGGACGAGCAGAAGCGUGAGGACGCGUCCUCGGCUCCGCCCAGAUCCAUCUGUUCGCCCCUUUUCCUGUGCGCUCACAUGGAACGGCCCGAUCGACCCGAGGCCCCCCCCGAGACGUCGGCCUCCGACACGCAGGCAGUGCUGCAGACUCUGAGCUGGUGAAGAUCCCAGCACAGCUCAUCACCCGCUCCACACCCUGAAAUAUGUGAUGGGAUAUAACGAAUAAGAGCGAAUAUGGUGUCAUAAACAUUAUGUAGAGUAAAAAUAGCAGCUGCGCAUUGUGGGUUUUGGAGUUUUAGUUCACAUGCAGAUGCUAACUGUCCCAAAAAAUGAGUGUAGGUUUAUUUAACUUUUACUUUGUAGCUAAGUGAAUUGUGGAGAUCUUGCACCAGAGUUGAUUGAACACAUUACAUGUUGUUUUUGUGACAUAUGAGCUGCUUGACCUCUGCAUGUGAGUGUGAAUGUUGAAACCGUGGCAAGUGUGUGGGUGUGCGUUACAGACAAGUGUGAAAUGUUGCGUCAGCGUCAGAUUUAUUUAUACUUCACUGAUGAGAACGUCUGUGUCUCUUCAGGAAAAUAGAAUAAAUAGUUAUUUUUGGUGAAA